AUGUCUGUAAGAGACUCUGAACUUAAAAACCAUUGCACAUUUAAGAGAAAUCAUCAUUCUGUAUCUUAUGUGAAGUCAAAAGAACCAAGGAGAAAAAUAUCUGUCAUAUCUUCUACUUUACUAGAAACAGCUGCCUCUGUUGCAGUUGCUGCCACAGUUGUGGGCACAACAGCUACCCUUGUUGUAAGGAGAACCAAAGCUUCUGAAGAAACUACAGUGCAAAUGGUUAGUGGUGUCUCACGUAAGAGACCAACGGCAUCCAACAGAAGACGUGCUAGGCAAACAGAACCUGAACCAGUGGAAGUGAAUGUCCCUGUGGGUGAGGAUGGCCAUGUGGAUGCGAAUAAUGAUUAUGCUGACGACGUUAUUGGUGUGGAGGAUGACCGUGUUGAUAAUGAUAUUGGUAUAGAGGCUGACCUCAUGGAGGACAAUGUUGGUGUGGAUAAUGACAACACAGAACCAGUUUCGAAUACUCCAGAGGAACCUUCAUUGCUAAUUAGCUUUCGUAACCAUGUUGCUGCCGCUGUUUGGAAGAAAAAGGAACGGGGACCUCUUAAAUGUUUGAAUCGUUUUCGAAAACUUGCCGAGUGGCCAUGGAUGUCACCAACAGUCCAAAAAGUUAGGUGGAGACAUUUGGUUGAGCAGUCUGGUCUUAGUGUCCUUAUUGAUUACACAUAUCGGCAUGGCAAUAGAGUGGCAAUAUUUGCCUUCGUUGAAAGGUGGCAUCUAGAGACAAAUACAUUUCACACACUAGAUGGUGAGAUGACUGUCACAUUAGAUGAUGUGCGGACCAUACUUGGCAUUCCAGUCACUGGCAUGGCUUUGUCAUGUCCUAAGUUAACAAGAUACGAGGCUGCUGAACUGGUGAAUGCUACUUUGGGAGUGCCAGUGAAUGAUGCAUUUGCAGAAUUAAUUCAAUCUCGUGGGCAAUCUGUGAAGCUAGAGUGGUUACGAAUUAGAUUUCAUGAAGUUAACGAUACAGAUGAUGCAAAUUUCAUAGAAUACGUAGCGAGAGCUUACUUGCUAUACUUAUUAGGUUGUACCCUCUUCACUGACAAGAGUGGGACUCAGGUACUUGUUGCUUACUUGCACAUGUUAACUGACAUUGAUGCUAUUAGCUCAUAUGCAUGGGGUGCUGCAGCUUUGGUAUUCCUGUAUAGACAAUUAGGACUUGCUAGUAGGGCUGGUGUUAAGCAGAUUGCUGGUUACUUGAAGCUAUUGGAAGCAUGGAUUUAUAAGCAUUUUCGUUUAGGAAGGCCUCAUCUAAAUUUGUCCUAUUCUGAUGAACAACCUCGUGUGUGUUGUUGGAGUCCGCGGAGAGAUAAAGGUUUUACAAAAGACCACUUGCAGACAUUACGAGAGCAACUUGACAUGUUACGUGCUAAUGAGAUCGAGUGGGAUCCAUAUCGUUUAUGUAGGACACACCAUCCACUUCAUGUGGUUGCAUAUUAUACUGGAUGUUUGAAAUGCUUUGAUAUUGUUGAACUCUAUCAUCCCAAUAGGGUUUUGCGACAGUUUGGUAGGGUUCAAACCAUCCCACCAGAACCAUUAUCUCCUUGUAAUGAUGCUGCUUUCAAUGUUGGUGCUGCAGUCCAUAGGCUCGGUCGUGAUGAGUGUGUCUUGUACCCUGACAUGCUAUAUGAAACCAUUGGUCGCAUGCUGCAAGUUCUUGAUGGACAGAGUUUGGGAUCUGGUUCGACAUGUACAGAGUAUCAAGUCUACUAUCGUAAACGUCGUAGGAUGGACCGUACAUGA
Molecule: messenger RNA, 1755 nt
Organism: Camellia sinensis
Lineage: Eukaryota; Viridiplantae; Streptophyta; Magnoliopsida; Ericales; Theaceae
Source: RefSeq, a predicted model, not a curated record